This is a messenger RNA of Fusarium tjaetaba, 417 nucleotides long. RefSeq names its product single-stranded DNA-binding protein. Lineage: Eukaryota; Fungi; Ascomycota; Sordariomycetes; Hypocreales; Nectriaceae. Gene Ontology annotation, molecular function: single-stranded DNA binding. Gene Ontology annotation, biological process: mitochondrial DNA replication; positive regulation of helicase activity. The transcript is spliced from 3 exons. Gene Ontology annotation, cellular component: mitochondrial nucleoid. The record is from RefSeq and is a predicted model, not a curated record. Bases 1 to 417 code for a protein of 138 amino acids.
AUGUCUUUCUCCUCCGUCUUCCGACGCGCCGCUGUCGCCCCUGCCUCUGCUGUCCGGGCCUUUAGCACCACCACCCCUCGACCUCUGGCCAAGAUCACCAUCAUUGGUAAUCUCGCCGACACCCCCGAGGUUCACUCCACCAGCACCGGUCGCGAAGUCCUCCGCUACGCUGUGGCCAGCAACAGCGGCACUCGAGACAACCGCAAGACCAGUUGGUUCCGAGUCACUAGCUUCGCCGAGGGCCCUCAGCGCGAUUAUCUCAUGAACCUUCCUAAAGGUGCCAGCGUCUACGUCGAGGGUGAUGCCUCCUUGAGCACCUACACCGACUCCAACGGUCAGAACCGCACCAGCUUCAAUGUCGUCCAGCGCACACUCGAGGUUCUCCGACGUCCUCAGGCUCCUGAGCAGGGCGAGUAA